CUGCACUUGCAGCACUGGCACUGGGCACAGCUUCUGGAGGUGAGGUUGAUUUCAGGUCCUGUUCGACAAACGAGCACCCUCCUUUGCAAGGGGCCCCGUGUCACCUAGUUCCGGCCCUGGAUCUUGGUGUGCAGUCCCACACUGGAGCCUCGUGGAAAGCGACUUGGCUUCAAUGAGACGGCGUUUGGGGAGUCUUUGGAGCCUGACCACAUCUAGCUGCUCGUAUGGAACCGAAUCAGUCAACAAGUAACGGUGACGGAGCCACAUUGUCGGAGAACAGCUGCCCACGAAAAGUCAUAGAUUACAGUUGGUUCGGAUGCUGUUCCUGCACCUUUGUCACCAGAGAUCAGCGUGAAAUUGUGAGCCAUCUGACUGCCCAUGGUGAUGAACAAUCCAAGUGCCACCAUCCUUCCAUGUCUGGCUCCAAGUCCCAAGUGCUCAGCAACACUCAAACGUACAUGACUGAUAAGGUUUUCAGGUGCAAGCUGUGUCCUCUAGCCUUUGCUCAGAGUUGCCAUCUCACCAACCAUAAAAGAACACACACUGGUGAAAAACCUUAUAAAUGCAAGCUGUGUCCUCUAGCCUUUGCUCAGAGCUGUCAUUUGACCAACCAUAAUAGAACACACACGGGUGAAAAACCUUAUAAAUGCAAGCUGUGCCCUCAAGCAUUUGCUCAGGCUUCCGUUCUGGCCAUUCAUAAUCGAAGACACACUGGUGAAAAACCAUUUAAGUGCAAGCUGUGCCCCAAAGCCUUUGCUCAAAAUUCCCGCCUGCAAGUCCAUAAGCGAACACACACUGGAGAAAAGCCAUUUAAGUGCAAGCACUGCCCCCAAGCCUUUGCUCAAAAUUCCCAUCUGCGAAGCCAUUAUCGAACGCACAGUGAUGAAAAGCCAUUUAAGUGCAAGCAGUGCCCCCAAGCCUUUGCUCUAAAUUCCUAUCUGACAAAGCAUAAUCGAACACACACUGGUGAAAAACCAUUUAAAUGCAAGCACUGUCCCAAAGCCUUUGCCCAAAGUUCCAAUCUGCAAAGUCAUAAUCGAACACACACAGGUGAAAAGCCAUUUAAGUGCAAGCAGUGCCCCCAAGCCUUUUCUCAUAAUAGCAGUCUGAUCCGCCAUUAUCAAUCACACGGUGUUUAAAAACCUUACAAGUGCUAAAAAUGCCCCAAAAAGCUUUGCUCAGAAUAGGAGUUCAUCUGCCAGAACCAGACGCACACAUGCGGAAUGCUUUGCCGUUGACCCGUAAGUCGAGUCUGCCCCGUGUGCAGUCAUUUAAGUUGUGCAGAACAUUAUGCCAUUUCAAUUGCAGUAUACAUGUACCUGAGUGCAAGAAAGGUCCCAAAGCCUUCACUACGAAUAAUGGUUCAGCUAGCCACCCUGAAGUGCUUAUGCGCAAUAAGUUUUAGAAAUUCCAGCAGCGUCCCAGGCCAUUUUCUAAAUGGUCUCUAACACAUGAGGUUGACAAACCCUGAGGGCAUAAAUGGUGUAAGGACAAACACUGAGGGCAUUUGUGUAAAGGCUGGUGGCAAGUAAUCCUUUCAAAUGCCAGCAAUAUCCUAGAAGCUUCAAUUGAAAUUCUAGUUUGUUUGGCCACAUGGACUGUGCACACAGAGCCAGACUAUUUGACCUUGCCCUUGUGCCUCGUCCAUAUGCCACCAAUUGUCAUCACACAAAUGAAUUGGGGUGUGGGAAUUGAUUCUUCUCUAGGUGUGAUGUAGAGGCUGGGUCAAUGAAUACAAGAGUGUUUUCCAGAGCACUGUCUGUGUUCUGCACCUGAAUGGACAUUGGGUCAUGCUACAGCCUUUGUUCCAAGCUCCCUUGAACCUUAAAAGUACUUUUUGGGCUAGUUGGUGAUGAAUGUUUUGAACCAUGGUUAAAAGUGCUAAAAAAGACGAACACAAGAGAGAAAACAGACACUGGCGCUACUCACAACUGUAUUUGAAAGAAGAUAGAAGUACAUGUGUAUAUGUUGAUACACCUAUCGUUACCUAGGCUAAGGAUGUCCUUCAACCCAUUUGCAUAGAUUUAAAAAAGAAACAUAUCCUGGCAUUAUACAAUGCAGUCGACGUGUCGUUGACGCGUUGGGGACCCCUCUUCCUCAUGAAGUACUGUACUUGCACGAAUAUAAUGCGACCACGAAUAUAACGUGAGGGCAGGUUUUGAUGCCCUCAAAAAGAAAGAAAAUAUAUUAUUACUAUUAUAACGCGAGCCGAGGCCGCAUACACUUACCGCACUCGGGGGCAUAGCAGAAGUGAAAAGGCAAUGAAAAUCGAAGGAAUAUCAGUUUAUGUUUUGACUGCACUCGUCCUCACUGCUCAGGUCCUUCAGUUUACGAUCCACUUGACCACUAAGUAACAGCAAUACGCAGGAGCACAGCACCGCUUGUCUGGUAGUUCCUUUUAUUUAGCGUGAGCUCCUCGGAAGCCCACAAGCAAAGCAAGGUACCAAGCAGAAGCACCAACACAUAAACACCAGACCACUCUGGAGCGGAAACUAAAAAAUGUACAGGCAGGGAAACAACUUCUGAACCGGUCACACUCAUUCUUGUUCUUGUCCCUCCGCAUAAACAAACACCUCGUGUUGCAAAAUUGCGUAAACAUGGUCAGUGGUCUUGGCUUGGCUUUGACGCCCUGCAUUUCUGCGGUGUGCUUUUCGGCGUGCGUCGUACAAACACAAACGCAAUAAAAAUGCUCUUUGUUUUCUAUUUCCCUCAUUCACGGGGUCCAGUGGCUAAUAAAUUCCCUCCCACACCCCCACUUCUUUUCCCACCCGAUCUCCUGCACUUUGCCGGAGGGAUGGCUUUCUCCAGACUCGCGCGCCUCGUGGAUGAACUUUAUUCUAAAUAUAACGCGAGGUGCGUUUUGGAUCACGUAACUUCGAGAAAAAAAAAAAA
Ixodes scapularis (black-legged tick) is the source of this 2892-nucleotide messenger RNA. Its product is annotated as zinc finger protein 239-like. The coding region runs from base 225 to 1139 and encodes 304 amino acids. The record is from RefSeq and is a predicted model, not a curated record. The transcript has 4 exons. Gene Ontology annotation, cellular component: nucleus. Gene Ontology annotation, molecular function: RNA polymerase II cis-regulatory region sequence-specific DNA binding; DNA-binding transcription factor activity, RNA polymerase II-specific. Gene Ontology annotation, biological process: regulation of transcription by RNA polymerase II; central nervous system development. NCBI's taxonomy places the organism in Eukaryota, Metazoa, Arthropoda, Arachnida, Ixodida, Ixodidae.